CCCCACACGUUCAGCCUGGGAAGCCUGUCCGACCUCUUGGGGCCCCGGGCUCAGGCCCUGCUGGCCUGCCCCACACACUCCCAGGCAUUCCCCCAGUCCCUGGCUGUCUUCCCACUGCUGGGGCAGGGCCUAGUCCAGGACCAUCGGGAUGGACUCCUCCUCAGGCCCCCAGCCCAGGCAUCCCUGGAGCAGGAAGGAGGCCCAGAAGGUCACCAAUGAGGACACUGAGAUGCACAGAGGAGAAGCAGCCCUCCCAGGGUCACCCCGAUGGUGAGUGACAGGGCCAGGGCCCCUGCAGUGUUCACUUGGCCCUGCUUCCCCUUCUGGGCACAGAGAGCCCUUCUAGCUCCUCCUCAGAUGCCCGUUCCUGGUGGCAGCCCUGGACCCUAUGAAGAAGCAGGAAAGCCAGACAGGCCGGGAGCCUGGCCAGGGCCUGGGUGGCAGCUCCCCAGCAGAGCAGGUGAAAGCCCUGGUGGACCUGCUGGCUGGAAGGGGCAGCCAAGGCGUGCAGGCCCUGCAGGGGCCCAGCAGGAUGCCGGACUCUCUGAUGGGGCCCCACGAGUCAAGACUACGAAGGCACCGUGAAGCUCUGCUGAGCAGGGCAGCAGGUGGCCCCCCACCCAGGCCGGGCAGUCUCUUGCUGGUGGAGGGCCUGACGGACUUGCAGCUGAGGGAACACGACUUUGCACAGGUGGAGGCCACCCGCGGGGCCCAGCGCCCCGCCAGGACCAUUUCCCUAGACAAGCUGUUCCUGCCACUGUCCCGGGUGUCCAUCCCACCCCGUGUCUCCAUCACUGUCGGGGUGGCUGGGGCAGGCAAGACCACGCUGGUGAGGCACUUCGUCCACCUCUGGGCUGGGGGCCAGGUCGGCAAAGAGUUCUCGCUGGUGCUGCCUUUGGCCUUCCGGGACCUCAACACCCACGAGAAGCUCAGUGUGGACAGGCUCAUCCGCUCCACUUUCCCACACAUUGGGGAACGUGCCUUGGCUAUGUCUGCCAGUGUCCUCCUCAUCCUGGAUGGCCUGGACGAGUGCAAGACGCCCCUGGACUUCUCCAACACUAUGGCGUGCACGGACCCCAGGGUGGCGGUGCCGGUGGACCACCUCAUCACCAACAUCAUCCGGGGCAACCUCUUUCCCCAGGUGUCUAUCUGGAUCACCUCCAGGCCCGGGGCUGCCGGCCAGGUCCCUGGCGGCUUGGUGGACCGGAUGACAGAGAUCCGGGGCUUCUCGCAGGAGGAGGUGCGGGAGUGUCUGGAGCAGAUGUCUCCCGGGGACCAGAGCCUGCCUGGCUGGGCCCUGAGCCAGGUGCAGAAUGACCCGGCCCUGUACCUCAUGUGUACGGUCCCAGCUUUCUGCCGGCUCACGGGCACCGUGCUGGGUCAUGUGCGCUGCCGUGGGCUGGCAUCACAGGAGGUGGCACUAUGGCCUCCUAGGACCCUGUGUGAGCUCUACGCUUGGUACUUCAGAAUGGCCCUGGGCAAGGAGGGGCAGGAGAAGGGCAAAACCAGCCCUCGCAUCGAGCAGGUAGCCCAAGGCAGCCGCAAGCUGGUGGGCAGUCUGGGCCGGCUGGCCUUCCAUGGGCUGGUACGGAGGAAGUACGUAUUCUACGAGCAGGACAUGAAGGCGUUUGGUGUGGACCUGCUUCUGUUGCAGGGGGCCCUGUGUGCUUGCUUUUUGAGGCGCGAGGAGACGCUGGCCACAUCGGUGGCCUACUGCUUUGUCCACCUCUCCCUGCAGGAGUUCCUGGCAGCCGCCUACUACCACGGCGCGGCCAGGAGGGCCAUCUUCGACCUCUUCACUGAGAGUGGUGUGUCCUGGCCCCGCCUGGGUUUUCUCACACACUUCAGGGGAGCGACCCAACGGACCAUGCAGGCUGAGGAUGGCAGGCUGGACGUAUUCCUGCGCUUCCUGUCAGGCUUCUUGUCUCCCAGGGUCAAUGCUCUGCUGGCAGGCUCCCUACUGACCCCAGGCGAGCACGAGGGCUCCCGGGCACAGGCAGCUGAGUUCCUGCAGAGCUGCCUGCUGAUCCCUGGUGCCACUGCCGGAGCCCAGGCAGUCAACGUCCUGCGCUGUCUGCACGAGCUGCAGUGCCCAGAGCUGGCCCGUGGUGUUCAGGAGGCCUUGGAGAGCGGCAACCUGGCUGGGCUGAGCGGCCCUGCACACUGUGCUGCACUGGCCUACCUGUUGCAGGUGUCUGAUGCUUGUGCCAAGGAAGCUGACCUGUCCCCAGGCCUCAGCCAGGGUGUCCUGCAGAGUCUGCUGCCACAGCUGCUCUACUGCCGGAGCCUGAGGCUGGACACCAACCAGUUCCAGGAUCCCGUGAUGGAGCUGCUGGGUAGCAUGCUGAGUGGGAAGGACUGCUGUGUCAAGGAGAUGAGCCUGGCUGAGAACCAGAUCAGCAACAAAGGGGCCAAAGCCCUGGCCAGAUCCCUGCUGGUCAACAGAAGUCUAACGGCUCUGGACCUCCACAGUAACUCCAUUGGGCCACAAGGAGCCAAGGCAUUGGCAGAUGCUCUGAAGAUCAAUCGCACUUUGAUUUCCCUCAGCCUCCAGAGCAACAUGAUUGGGGACGACGGCGCCAGAUCCAUGGCUGAGGCCUUGGCCUCCAACAGGACACUCUCUGUGCUACACCUGCAGAACAACACCAUUGGACCCACAGGAGCCCAGCGGAUGGCAGAUGCCCUAAAGCAAAACAGGACCCUGAAGGAGCUCAUGUUCUCCAGCAACAGCAUUGGCGAUGGAGGUGCCAAGGCCCUGGCAGAGGCCCUGAAGGUGAACCAGGGCCUGGAGAGCCUGGACCUGCAGAGCAACUCCAUCAGUGAUGCGGGUGUGGCAGCGCUGACAGGGGCCCUCUGUGCCAACUGCACCCUCCUCCACCUCAGCUUGCGCGAGAAUUCCAUCAGUGUCGAGGGUGCCCAGGCUCUGGCCCACGCACUCUGCACCAACAGCACCCUGGAGAACCUGGACCUGACAGCUAACCUGCUCCACGACCAGGGCGCCCAGGCUAUCGCGGCCGCCAUGGGAGGAAACCGCACCCUCAGGUCCCUACACCUGCAGUGGAACUUCAUCCAGGCUGGUGCUGCCAGGGCCCUGGGCCGAGCUCUGCAGCUCAACAGGAGCUUGACCAGCCUCGAUUUACAGGAAAACAAUCUUGGCGACGAAGGUGCCUCUGCAAUGGCUGGUGCUCUGAAGGUGAACACGGUGCUCACUGCACUCUAUCUCCAGGUGGCCUCCAUUGGUGCUCAGGGGGCCCAGGCCCUAGGGGAGGCCCUGGCCGUGAACACAACCUUGGAGGUCCUCGACUUACGAGGGAACGCUAUUGGGGUGGACGGAGCCAAAGCCCUGGCUAAAGCUCUGAAGGUAAACGCGAGCCUCCGGAGACUGAACCUCCAAGAGAACGCCCUGGGUGUGGACGGAGCCAUAUGCAUGGCCACAGCAUUGUCUGAAAACUGUGGGCUGCGGCAUAUCAACAUCCAAGGCAAUCACAUCGGCGAAUCUGGCGCCAGGAUGAUCUCGGAGGCCAUCAAGAUGAACGCUCCCAUGUGCACAGUGGACAUGUGACCAGAUCCAGUUCUUGGCAGAGGGGGAAAGCUCGUGAACCAUAAGACCAGGUUUCCGGCCAUAUGAGACGAUGCUGACCCAGCAGGAGGCCUGGCCUCCUGAGCAGAGAGAAGAAAGGCACUCCCACAGUGGGAA
Messenger RNA from Ochotona princeps (American pika), 3697 nucleotides. It is a transcript of the gene NLRC3, whose product is annotated as NLR family CARD domain containing 3. The transcript has 19 exons. The coding region runs from base 389 to 3562 and encodes 1057 amino acids. NCBI's taxonomy places the organism in Eukaryota, Metazoa, Chordata, Mammalia, Lagomorpha, Ochotonidae. Gene Ontology annotation, biological process: negative regulation of canonical NF-kappaB signal transduction. Gene Ontology annotation, cellular component: cytosol. The record is from RefSeq and is a predicted model, not a curated record. Gene Ontology annotation, molecular function: protein binding.